UGACGACCGCCAAAAUCCCACUUGAGACUGUAGGGGAUCUCCACUCCCUCAUGUGUACCUCCCCGCCGGUGCUACUGCAGGUGUUCUUCCUGAUGAUCCUCGAGGGCGUCCGUCCUCAGCCCUCUCCCUCCCCGUCAGGGUCAGUGUCCACCUCUUCGGACUUGGGGCCAGGGAUGCAGGGCGGGACCCUUCAGUCCUCUUCGGAGUGGCCUGGAACUGCUAGGGCCGUGCCUGGGAUCUCUACGGUAGGCCCUACUGUCGCGACCCCUUCGACGCCUGAAAAUAAGACCAUGGACCUCUUCCCAGCCUUACCGAUCUGUGUCUGCGACUUGACUCCUGGUACCUGCGAUAUAAAUUGCUGCUGCGACAGAGACUGCUAUCUAAUCCAUCCCAGAACAGUUUUCUCCUUCUGCCUUCCAGGCAGCGUGAGGUCUUCAAGUUGGGUGUGUGUGGACAACUCUCUUAUCUUCAGGAGUAAUUCCCCAUUUCCUUCGAGGAUUUUCAGGGAUUUAAAUGGAAUUAGGCAGUUCUGUGUCCAUGUGAACAACUCAAAAUUAAACUAUUUCCAGGAGCUCCAAAAAGUCAAUGCAUCCAACUUCCAGGCACUGGCUACAGAGUUUGGAGGCAAAUCAUUCACUCCGACAUUCCAAGCUGAGCCACCACCACCGUUUUACAGGGCUGGGGACCCCAUUUUGACUUACUUCUCCGAGUGGUCUCUGAUAGGCUUUCUGAAGCAGCCUGCAGGGCUCGGAGCUGGGGGGCUCUGUACCGAGAGCAAUCCUGCAGGUUUCUUAGAAAGUAGAAGUACAACCUGUGCUCGUUUCUUCAAGAACCUGGCAAACAGCUGCACCUUGGAUCCAGCCCUCAAUGCUGCCUCUUACUACAACUUCACAGUCUUGAAGGUUCCAGGAGGUAUGACUGAUCUGCAGAAUGUGAAGUUCCAGGUUCCCGUAACACCUGUCUCACAGGCUGGCUCUCCUCUGUUGGCCGGAAACACUUGUCAGAAUGUUGUUUCCCAGGUCACCUAUGAGAUAGAGACCAACGGAACGUUUGGAAUCCAGAAAGUCUCUGUCGGUUUCGGACAGGCCAACCUGACUGUGGAGCCAGGCGCUUCCCUGCAGCAACACUUCAUCAUUCGCUUCAGGGCUUCUCAGAGCACAGCUGCUUCUCUCCGUGCUCCUAGAAGUGGGAAUCCUGGCUAUAUUGUUGGGAAGCCAUUCCUGGCUCUAACUGGUGAUGUGAGUCACUCAAUGACCCUUUUGCAAAGCCAGGGUGAUGGAACGUGCUCUGUUAGGAGACAUGAAGUACAGUUUGGAGUGAAUGCGAUGUCUGGAUGCAAGCUCAGGCUGAAAAAGAUGGGCUGCCGCCACUUGCAGCAGGAGAUGUACCAGACUCUCCACGGAAGGCCCAGACCAGAGCAUGUUGCCAUCUUCGGUAAUGCUGACCCAGCCCAGAAGGGAGAGUGGACCAGGAUCCUCAGCAGGAACUGCAGUGUUUCGGCUACACAUUGUGCGUCUUGCUGUGUCAUCCCAGUUUCCCUGGAGAUCCAGGUACUGUGGGCAUAUGUAGGCCUCCAGUCCAACCCACAAGCUCAUGUAUCAGGAACACGCUUCUUGUACCAGUGUCAGUCCAUAAAGGAUUCCAAAGUAACAGAAGUGCCUUUGACAACUAUUGUGACCUUUGUGGACAUUACCCAGAAGCCAGAGCCUCCACGGGGCCAACCCAGAAUCGACUGGAAAUUGCCAUUUGAUUUCUUCUUUCCGUUCAAAGUGGCAUUCAGCAAAGGAGCGCACUCUCAAAAAGGCUCAGUCUUUCCCAUCCUUAUCCUGUGUUUCUUACUACUCGGAGUUCUCAGCUAAGUAACAAAAGGAGAAAAAUCACGUUUUAAAAUUCCCUAUGGGAAGUCCUACGGCAGCCUACUUAUGUUGGCUAAUGACCAGAAGGCAUUUAGGAUAAUAGAGGACCUACACUGAAGGAACCUUUGUACAUGAGGGAAAGGUAAUAAAGGUAAUUUAUUCAUCCUAGCUCUCUGCUUAGAACUUAGAACAUGCUUCAGUAAUGUCAACUGAAAAUGAUUUGCUCCAAAAAACUGAAUAUGUAACCUACAGAACACCAGAUACACCUUAAGCUCUAUACUCCUCAGGCAGGAAGGAACACGAAGAGCUCUUCCUUCAGUCCUUCAGGUUGUGUUGUGCCUGACCAAAGGUUUGUACGGUCUUCAUCCCUCUGCUCACAGGCACAGUUGGGCAACGUCAAAAGGAACAUGUUCCUACUGCUCCCCACAUGAACUUGGAAAGUACUGCCCUCUGGGCUUUAAAGGAACUGACUGUUGAGAAUAGAAAACUACUGGCUAUAUAUUUUAUCUGGUUCCAUCCUAAUCCCUUGGGUUACAACGUUCCCAUGCCUGAGUGAGGAUGGCAGUUCUUUCCAUGAAAAGUUUUCAAAAUGAAUGUGGAAUCCCAGCCUCCUUUCCUACUCACAAGUGAUUUUACCACUCAUUUUCUCGUUUCCCUUCACUGUGGUAGAGAAGUAAAACUGAUUGAGAGCUCAGUUAUAGUAAUUCUAGCAGUACACAGGAGUUAACUGAUAGGUAGUUUGCCUCAUGAUUAUUUUUCUAUAUACAUGAGGGGUUCUUUUUUAAAAAAAAUCUUUAUAGUAUAAUAGCAUUCAUUAUUA
Molecule: messenger RNA, 2676 nt
Organism: Phyllostomus hastatus (greater spear-nosed bat)
Lineage: Eukaryota; Metazoa; Chordata; Mammalia; Chiroptera; Phyllostomidae
Gene: TCTN3
Product: tectonic family member 3
Exons: 14
Coding region: 51-1859 (602 amino acids)
Biological process (GO): smoothened signaling pathway; cilium assembly
Source: RefSeq, a predicted model, not a curated record